Messenger RNA from Eptesicus fuscus (big brown bat), 4719 nucleotides. RefSeq names its product neurexin 3 (gene NRXN3). NCBI's taxonomy places the organism in Eukaryota, Metazoa, Chordata, Mammalia, Chiroptera, Vespertilionidae. The record is from RefSeq and is a predicted model, not a curated record. The transcript is spliced from 20 exons. Bases 1 to 4719 code for a protein of 1572 amino acids.
AUGAGUUUCACCGCGCACUCCGUGUUCUUUACCCUGAAGGCCAGCGUCUUGCUGGGGUCCCUGCUGGGGCUCUGCCUGGGCCUAGAAUUCAUGGGCCUACCCAACCAGUGGGCCCGCUACCUCCGCUGGGAUGCUAGCACGCGCAGCGACCUGAGCUUCCAGUUCAAGACCAAUGUCUCCACGGGGCUGCUCCUCUACCUGGACGAUGGCGGUGUCUGCGACUUCCUCUGCCUCUCGCUGGUGGAUGGCCGAGUGCAGCUCCGCCUCAGCAUGGACUGCACUGAGACUGCUGUGCUGUCCGACAAGCAGGUGAAUGACAGCAGCUGGCACUUCCUCAUGGUGAGCCGCGAUCGCCUGAACACGCUGCUGGUGCUGGAUGGCGAGGGCCAGUCUGGGGAGCUGCAGCCCCAGCGGCCCUACAUGGAGGUGGUCAGUGACUUGUUCCUGGGCGGAGUCCCCGCAGACAUACGACCUUCUGCCCUGACCCUGGAGGGAGUACAGGCCAUGCCCGGCUUCAAGGGAUUAAUCCUGGAUCUCAAGUACGGCAACUCAGAGCCUCGGCUUCUGGGGAGCCAGGGUGUCCAGUUGGAUGCCGAGGGACCCUGCGGCGACCGUCCCUGUGAAAACGGUGGGAUCUGCUUUCUCCUGGAUGGCCAUCCCACCUGUGACUGUUCUACCACUGGCUAUGGUGGCAAGCUCUGCUCCGAAGAUGUCAGUCAAGGUCCAGGCCUCUCCCAUCUCAUGAUGAGUGAACAAGCUCGAGAGGAGAACGUGGCCACUUUCCGAGGUUCAGAGUACCUGUGCUACGACCUGUCUCAGAACCCAAUCCAGAGCAGCAGUGAUGAAAUCACCCUCUCCUUUAAGACCUGGCAGCGGAAUGGGCUCAUACUGCACACGGGAAAGUCAGCUGAUUAUGUCAACCUGGCUCUGAAGGAUGGUGCGGUCUCCUUGGUCAUUAACCUGGGGUCCGGGGCCUUUGAGGCCAUUGUGGAGCCAGUGAAUGGAAAAUUCAACGACAACGCCUGGCAUGAUGUCAAAGUGACACGCAACCUCCGGCAGGUGACAAUCUCUGUUGAUGGCAUCCUUACCACGACGGGCUACACUCAAGAGGACUACACCAUGCUGGGUUCGGAUGACUUCUUCUAUGUGGGAGGAAGCCCAAGUACCGCUGACUUGCCAGGCUCACCCGUCAGCAACAACUUCAUGGGCUGCCUUAAAGAGGUUGUUUAUAAGAAUAAUGACAUCCGUCUGGAGCUGUCUCGCCUGGCCCGGAUUGGGGAUACCAAGAUGAAAAUCUAUGGUGAAGUUGUAUUCAAGUGUGAGAAUGUGGCCACACUGGACCCCAUCAACUUUGAGACCCCAGAGGCUUAUAUAAGUUUGCCCAAAUGGAACACCAAACGCAUGGGUUCCAUCUCCUUUGACUUCCGCACCACUGAGCCAAAUGGCCUGAUCCUCUUCACUCAUGGCAAGCCCCAAGAGAGGAAGGAUGUUCGGAGCCAGAAGAACACCAAAGUGGACUUCUUUGCAGUGGAGCUCCUUGAUGGAAAUCUGUACCUGCUGCUGGACAUGGGCUCUGGCACCAUUAAAGUGAAAGCCACUCAGAAGAAAGCCAACGAUGGGGAAUGGUACCAUGUGGACAUUCAGCGAGAUGGCAGAUCAGGUACCAUAUCAGUGAACAGCAGGCGUACGCCUUUCACCGCCAGUGGGGAGAGUGAGAUCCUGGACCUGGAAGGGGACAUGUACCUGGGCGGGCUGCCGGAGAACCGCGCUGGCCUCAUCCUCCCCACCGAGCUCUGGACCGCCAUGCUCAACUACGGCUACGUGGGCUGCAUCCGUGACCUGUUCAUAGACGGGCGCAGCAAGAACAUCCGGCAGCUGGCGGAGAUGCAGAAUGCCGCGGGCGUCAAGUCCUCCUGUUCACGGAUGAGCGCUAAGCAGUGUGACAGCUACCCCUGUAAGAACAAUGCUGUGUGCAAGGACGGCUGGAACCGCUUCAUCUGCGACUGUACAGGCACCGGCUACUGGGGAAGAACCUGCGAAAGGGAGGCUUCCAUCUUGAGCUAUGAUGGCAGCAUGUACAUGAAGAUCAUCAUGCCCAUGGUCAUGCACACUGAGGCCGAGGAUGUGUCCUUCCGCUUCAUGUCCCAGCGCGCUUAUGGUCUGCUGGUGGCCACUACUUCCAGGGACUCCGCCGACACCCUGCGUUUGGAGCUGGAUGGGGGACGCGUCAAGCUCAUGGUUAACUUAGACUGUAUCAGGAUAAACUGUAACUCCAGCAAAGGACCUGAGACCCUGUAUGCCGGGCAGAAGCUCAACGACAAUGAGUGGCACACCGUUCGGGUAGUGCGGAGAGGAAAGAGCCUUAAGUUAACUGUCGACGACGAUGUGGCUGAGGGUACAAUGCUGGGAGAUCACACCCGCUUGGAAUUCCACAAUAUUGAAACUGGUAUCAUGACCGAGAAACGUUACAUCUCCGUUGUCCCCUCCAGUUUCAUUGGCCACUUGCAGAGCCUCAUGUUUAAUGGCCUGCUCUACAUUGAUUUGUGCAAAAAUGGCGACAUUGACUACUGUGAACUGAAGGCUCGUUUUGGACUGAGGAACAUUAUCGCUGACCCUGUCACCUUCAAGACCAAGAGCAGCUACCUGAGCCUGGCCACCCUGCAGGCCUACACUUCCAUGCACCUCUUCUUCCAGUUCAAGACCACCUCAGCCGAUGGCUUCAUUCUCUUCAAUAGUGGGGAUGGCAAUGACUUCAUUGCUGUUGAGCUAGUCAAGGGGUACAUCCACUACGUGUUUGACCUGGGGAAUGGCCCCAAUGUGAUCAAGGGCAACAGUGACCGCCCCCUGAAUGACAACCAGUGGCACAACGUCGUCAUCACCCGGGACAACAGUAACACUCACAGCCUGAAAGUGGACACGAAAGUGGUCACUCAGGUUAUCAAUGGUGCCAAAAAUCUGGAUUUGAAAGGUGACCUGUACAUGGCGGGUCUGGCCCAAGGCAUGUAUAGCAACCUUCCAAAGCUUGUGGCCUCCCGGGAUGGCUUUCAGGGCUGUCUGGCAUCAGUGGACCUGAAUGGGCGUCUGCCAGACCUCAUCAAUGAUGCCCUCCAUCGCAGCGGACAGAUCGAGCGUGGCUGUGAAGGACCAAGUACAACCUGCCAGGAAGAUUCAUGUGCCAACCAGGGAGUCUGCAUGCAGCAAUGGGAAGGCUUCACCUGUGACUGUUCCAUGACCUCAUAUUCUGGAAACCAGUGCAAUGAUCCUGGCGCAACCUACAUCUUUGGGAAGAGUGGAGGCCUCAUCCUCUACACCUGGCCAUCCAACGACAGGCCCAGCACGCGCUCGGACCGCCUGGCCGUGGGCUUCAGCACCACUGUGAAGGAUGGCAUCCUGGUUCGCAUUGACAGCGCUCCUGGCCUAGGAGACUUCCUCCAGCUUCAUAUAGAACAGGGGAAAAUUGGGGUUGUUUUCAAUAUUGGCACAGUUGACAUCUCCAUCAAAGAAGAGAGAACCCCAGUAAACGAUGGUAAAUACCACGUGGUGCGCUUCACCAGGAAUGGAGGCAAUGCCACACUUCAGGUGGACAACUGGCCAAUGAAUGAGCAUUACCCCACAGGCAACACUGAUAAUGAACGCUUCCAAAUGGUAAAACCGAAAAUCCCCUUCAAAUAUAACCGGCCCGUAGAGGAGUGGCUGCAGGAAAAAGGCCGGCAGUUAACCAUCUUCAACACCCAGGCGCAAAUAGCCAUUGGUGGAAAGGACAAAGGACGCCUCUUCCAAGGCCAGCUCUCUGGGCUCUAUUAUGAUGGUUUGAAAGUACUGAACAUGGCAGCUGAGAACAACCCAAAUAUUAAAAUCAAUGGAAGUGUCCGGCUGGUGGGAGAAGUCCCAUCAAUCUUAGGAACACAGACGACUGCCAUGCCACCAGAAAUGUCUACCACUGUCAUGGAAACCACCACCACAAUGGCUACUACCACAACCCGCAAGAAUCGCUCAACGGCCAGCAUUCAGCCAACAUCUGAUGACCUUGUAUCAUCUGCUGAAUGUUCAAGCGAUGAUGAAGACUUUGUUGAAUGUGAACCGAGUACAGAUAAGAGUCUUUCCACUUCAAUCUUCGAAGGUGGCUACAAAGCACAUGCGCCCAAGUGGGAAUCCAAGGACUUUAAACCUAACAAAGCCUCCGAAACUAGUAGGACUACUACCACAUCAUUGUCCCCUGAGCUGAUCCGCUUCACCGCUUCCUCCUCCUCCUCGUCUGGGAUGGUGCCCAAAUUGCCAGCUGGCAAAAUGAAUAACCGUGAUCUCAAACCCCAGCCUGACCUAGUCUUGCUUCCGUUGCCCACUGCCUAUGAGCUAGACAGCACCAAACUGAAGAGCCCACUAAUUACUUCCCCCAUGUUCCGUAAUGUGCCCACAGCAAACCCCACGGAGCCGGGAGUCAGACGGGUUCCGGGGGCCUCAGAGGUGAUCCGGGAGUCGAGCAGUACAACAGGGAUGGUCGUCGGCAUUGUGGCUGCUGCCGCCCUCUGCAUCUUGAUCCUCCUGUACGCCAUGUACAAGUACAGGAACAGGGACGAGGGGUCCUACCAAGUGGACGAGACUCGGAACUACAUCAGCAACUCGGCCCAGAGCAACGGCACGCUGCUCAAGGACAAGCAGCCGAGCUCCAAGAGCGGCCACAAGAAACAGAAAAACAAGGAUAAGGAGUACUACGUGUAA